Debaryomyces fabryi is the source of this 564-nucleotide messenger RNA. Its product is annotated as methylated-DNA--protein-cysteine methyltransferase. The record is from RefSeq and is a predicted model, not a curated record. NCBI's taxonomy places the organism in Eukaryota, Fungi, Ascomycota, Pichiomycetes, Serinales, Debaryomycetaceae. Gene Ontology annotation, molecular function: catalytic activity. Gene Ontology annotation, biological process: DNA repair. The transcript has a single exon. Bases 1 to 564 code for a protein of 187 amino acids.
AUGAAGAGCAAAUAUUUAUUAUAUUCUAUUAUAGAUGUGAGCUAUACAACGGUACUUAUCGUCACAAAUACGCAUGGCACCCUUUAUUAUGCAUCGCUUGGGGCAAAUCCAGAAAUUUUGAUAGCUACGAUGACGAAAGAUUUCGCUCGUUUAAAGAAUUAUAUACUCCAACCGAUAGUAGGGAAGGCAAAUUCAGAAGUGUCAGAAACAAUAGAGAAAUUUAGGUUGAUGACGGAAGAUCCUAGAUUGAUUAAUCCUAUGCAUAAGCAGAUACCAUAUGAAUUCAUUUUUGGGACGGAAUUACAAAGAAAAGUUUGGAAUCAGCUUAUGAAUACUAAAGCACUGGAAACGGUAAGCUACUCGCAGUUAGCUUCUAAUUUGGGAAAGCCUAAGUCUACUAGAGUAGUGGGUGCUGCUUGUGGGGCGAAUAGGAUUGCUUUGUUCGUACCUUGCCAUCGUGCUGUAACAAAACUGGGUCAAAUUUCGGGUUAUCGCUGGGGAAUACCAUUGAAGAAGAGAUUACUUGAAUUAGAACUGAAACCAUUGACCAAAGAAUCAAGUUGA